This is a messenger RNA of Mya arenaria, 716 nucleotides long. RefSeq lists its product as uncharacterized. Bases 54 to 632 code for a protein of 192 amino acids. The record is from RefSeq and is a predicted model, not a curated record. The transcript has 6 exons. Lineage: Eukaryota; Metazoa; Mollusca; Bivalvia; Myida; Myidae.
UUCUGAUGCCCGUUGUGCAUUAGUGCAUUGACGUACAUAAACGCGCAGGUGUAAUGGAUAAGUGUUGUCGGUAUAUUUUGAUGUCUGUUUUUGGUUGUCUGACUCUGUAUUUGAACGCGACAUCACCUGUUGAUAUACAUCCAAAUAUGAAGUUGAUCGUCAAAUGUUUUGUUGAAGACUGCCAUGUAACAGAGCAAUGGACGUUUCGAUGGGAAGAUGAAAAUAAAACUGAAAUAAAGACUUGUAAACAAACAGAGGAAUGCCUGUUUACACUGAAUUAUACGGAAGAUGAAGAAAUGACAUACAUUUGCAUCGCAUGGAAAUCAGACGAGCUUCUUAGCAUUUCAUUGACAGUUUUAAACACAAUAACAGAAGAAGCAGCAACCAACCCUGAACUAGAUGUUACCCAACACUGGUACAUGAAUAUGCCGGUCAUUUACGUCGUAUCAGGGACAUCUGUAGUUUUUACACUAGCAACGUUAACCGGACUUCUAUGUAGGCGAUGUAAACAUCAUGAAUACCAUCUAAUUAGUUCAUCAAUACUGAAGUUUAUGAAACGCUUCUACGUCGAAGAAAAACUGCAGGCAAAGAUCGAAGUGCACAUGUGUACGAUGAUGUCCAGGCUAAUUUAGAGAUAACUGCGCUUCACAAUCUAAGAGGAGUAUCUGCACGAGCCAUCGAGAGCAAAGACGCACCACCACUAUUGGAUAUGGAAG